Molecule: messenger RNA, 3180 nt
Organism: Ostreococcus lucimarinus CCE9901
Lineage: Eukaryota; Viridiplantae; Chlorophyta; Mamiellophyceae; Mamiellales; Bathycoccaceae
Exons: 2
Coding region: 1-3180 (1059 amino acids)
Biological process (GO): ribosomal large subunit export from nucleus; protein export from nucleus; ribosomal small subunit export from nucleus
Cellular component (GO): cytoplasm; nucleus
Molecular function (GO): nuclear export signal receptor activity; small GTPase binding
Source: RefSeq, a predicted model, not a curated record
AUGGACGUCGCGCGCGCGGUGCUCGACGGCGACGUCGCGGCGCUGGACGAGGUGGUGGAGCAAUUCUACGGCGGUGACUCUGGCAAGCGCGCGGAGGCGGAGAAGAUUUUGCAGAGUUUGCAAGAGCACGAACAGACGUGGACGCGCGUGGAUGGGAUCUUGGAGACGUCUAAGAAUGCGAAUACGAAGUUUUUCGCGCUGCAAGUGCUGGAUGGGGUGAUCAAGUACCGAUGGGGGUUGUUGCCGAACGACCAACGCGAGGGGAUCAAAAAUUUCGUGAGCAAUUUGAUCAUCAAGUUGAGCGCCGAUGAGACGACGUUUAGGCGGGAUCGGGCGUACAUCAACAAGAUCAAUAACGUGCUGGUGCAGAUUUUGAAACACGAUUGGCCGCAUCGCUGGCAGAGUUUCAUUCCGGAUUUGGUGGGCGCGGCGAGGACGAGCGAGUCGCUGUGCGAAAACUGCAUGAGCAUCUUGAAAUUGCUGUCGGAGGAAGUUUUCGAUUUCAGUCGAGGGGAGAUGACGCAAGACAAAAUUAGAGCGCUGAAGACUUCUUUGAACAGCGAGUUCAAGAUGAUUCACGAGCUGUGCGAGUUUGUCCUGACGCAUUCGCAAAAACCAGAGUUGAUAAAGACGACGCUCACGACGCUCAACGCGUUCUUGUCGUGGAUACCUCUCGGUUACAUCUUCGAGUCGUCGUUGUUGGACACCUUGCUCGCGCUCGCGCCCAAUCCGGCGUAUCGCAACAUCGCAUUCCUCUGUCUGUCGGAGAUUGGUGGUUUGAACGUCGAGGCGAAAUACGACGCGCACUUCAUCAAGCUCUACACCGUCGCCGUGGAACACCUGCUGGGCAUCUUGCCUCGCGGCGUGAACAUCGCCCAGGCGUACGCCAACGGUACGGAUGACGAGCAGGCGUUUGUGCAAAACUUGGGCAUCUUCCUCACUCAAUUUUUCAAAGCUCACAUCGUGCUCUUGGAAUCGACCGCCGAGUUGCAGCAAUCGAUGCUCAUCGGCAUCGAGUAUCUUUUGAACAUUUCCUACGUGGAAGAACCUGAAGUUUUCAAGGUUUGCCUCGAUUACUGGCACUUCAUGGUGUGUGAUGUGUUCCAAUCCGAAGGCGGUGAUGCCGGGGACUUCCGAUUCGGCGGAGAUGUCGUCGCUCAAAACGAGCGAGGCGUAAACCGUCGAGUGCUGUACGCCGCGCCGUUUAGCAAACUGCGCUUGCUGAUGAUUUCGCGCAUGGCCAAACCGGAGGAGGUUUUGAUCGUAGAGGAUGAAAAUGGGAACAUCGUGCGAGAAACUUUGAAGGAUAACGACGUCUUGGUGCAGUACAAGAUUAUGCGCGAGACUCUGAUUUACCUUGCGCAUCUCGACCACAAGGAUACCGAAACGCAAAUGCUCGAAAAACUGCACGCGCAGCUCAACGGUCGUGAGUACACGUGGCAUACGUUGAACACGCUCUGUUGGGCCAUCGGUUCGAUCAGUGGAUCCAUGCAAGAGGAUCAAGAGAACCGAUUUCUGGUGACCGCCAUUCGAGACUUGCUCAACCUGUGCGAAAUCAUGCGCAUGAAGGACCACAAAGCCGUCAUCGCGUCAAACAUCAUGUACGUUGUCGGACAGUACCCGCGCUUCUUACGUCUACAUUGGAAGUUCUUGAAGACCGUGGUGAACAAGCUGUUCGAGUUCAUGCACGAGACGCAUCCGGGUGUGCAGGAUAUGGCGUGCGAUACGUUUCUGAAGAUCUCCAUGAAAUGCAAGCGCAAAUUUGUCAUUUUACAAGUUGGCGAGACGGAGCCGUUCGUCGACGAACUUUUGCGAGGACUGUCUGACACUAUUCGCGACUUAGAGCCGCAUCAAGUGCACACGUUCUACGAAUCUGUCGGUCACAUGAUCGGCAGCGAGUUGAACCCGGCGAAGAGAGAAGAGUACGUGCAGCGAUUGAUGGCGCCUCCCAAUGAGCAGUGGCAACAAAUCAUGACUCAGGCGCGCCAGAAUAGUGAGUGCUUGAAGAAUCAAGACGUCAUCAAAAACAUCUUGAACAUUCUCAAGUCGAACACGCACUUUUGCAUGUCUCUUGGCCAACCGUUCCAAAACCAAAUGUCAGCCAUUUACGCGGAUGUUUUGAACGUUUACAAGCUUUACAGCGAAUUGGUCAGUCAAAGCAUCGCGGAAGGCGGGCCGUACGCAAGUAAGUCGUCCUUUGUCAAGUUGUUGCGCUCCGUCAAACGAGAAGUUCUUCGACUCAUCGAAACAUUUGUCGAACGCUGCGACGACCCGCAUCUCGUCGCGCAGCAGCUCGUGCCGCAGAUGUACGAUCCCAUCUUGGGUGACUAUGCGCGGAACAUUCCGGACGCGCGCGACGCCGAGGUGUUGUCGCUCUUCGCGGCAAUCAUCAAUAAGGUGGAGACUGCGAUGACCGAUGAAAUUCCGAAGAUCUUCGACGCCGUGUUUGAGUGCACGUUGUCGAUGAUUACGAAGAACUUUGAGGACUUCCCCGAUCAUCGACUAAAGUUCUUCCUGCUUCUUCGUUCGGUAACGAAUCACUGCUUCCGAGCUCUCGUUGCGUUGAGCCCGGCGCAUUUGAAACUCAUCAUUGAUUCCAUUGUCUGGGCAUUCCGUCACACCGAGCGCAACGUCGCGGAUGAAGGUUUGAACUUACUUUUGGAGAUGAUGAAGUACUUUCAACUCUCCGAAUACUGCAAUCAAUUCCACCAAAGCUUCUACUUGAUGACGAUGAGCGAGGUCUUCGCCGUCAUGACGGAUGGUUUUCACAAGCCAGGUUUCAAAUUGCACGCUCUCAUUCUGCAAAAUCUCUUCACUAUUAGCGAAAGUGAUCAAUUGAGUGCGCCUCUUUGGGACGUUGCGGCGAAGGGGGCGGGCGCUUAUCCGUCCAACGCGGCUUUCGUUCAAGAGCACUGCGCGCAGUUGUUGUGCACCUCGUUCCCGAACAUGCCACCAGCUGAAGUUCAAACGUUAGUUCUCGCGAUGUUCCAAUGCAAGAAUGACCUCGCGGCGUUCAAGUCAACGUUGAGGGACUUCUUAGUGCAGACGAAACAAUUUAGCAGCGUGGAUUUUGCAGAGGAAGAGCAAAGCCGGUUAGCGGCUCAGCGACAAGCGCGGCUUUCAGCUAUUCCGGGGAUGGUCAGCGGCGCGAACGUCGGUGACAUGGAUGACGACGAGUAG